Messenger RNA from Kwoniella mangroviensis CBS 8507, 309 nucleotides. RefSeq lists its product as uncharacterized. The transcript is spliced from 2 exons. Bases 1 to 309 code for a protein of 102 amino acids. NCBI's taxonomy places the organism in Eukaryota, Fungi, Basidiomycota, Tremellomycetes, Tremellales, Cryptococcaceae. The record is from RefSeq and is a predicted model, not a curated record.
AUGACUGCGAACAUCCAUCAAGAAAAAGAUCUAUCGGGUAUAGCCCAUGAUCCGUCUCUAUCAGGCGAGAACAAGGCGGACGCCUACCUCUCAACCGCAUAUGAUGUAGAGGCGGGCAUCAACGUUGUCGAAGGCGACGAAGCUGCCGAUAAAAAUUAUACUAAUAUUCCUGAAGGGGUCGAUCCUGCAUUGGUCCGGGACGAGAAAGUACAUCGUGGUUUAGCCCAAAGACAUAUUCAGAUGAUCGCCCUUGCCGGAGCAAUAGGUACCGGCCUCUUCCUCGGGUCUAAUAUGCUUAACCGGUGGUGA